AUGGUGAAACCUGAGUCAUGUGAAGAGGUGGCAGUGCCAAGGAGCAGGGGCAAGGAGCUGCAGACGAGCCAGGCCCGCGACGAGUUUGGGGGAACUUUGUUUUUCCCUUUUGGGGGACUCCUUAGGCCCCAGUUUCUGGUGACAGCCCCAGGGAUCGUCAGGCCCGGAGCAAACAUAACUAUCGGGGUGGAUCUUCUGGAACACAGCCCCCCGCAAGUCACCGUGAAGGCAGAGCUGUUCCAGGUGGCCUCCAACCUCAGUGUCUCUGUCCUGGAAGGAGAAGGAGUCUUUGAAAGAGGCUCUUUCAAGACACUUAUUCUUCCAUCGCUACCUCUGAACAGUCCAAAUAAGAUUUAUGAGUUACACGUAACUGGACGUGCCCAGGAUGAGAUUUUAUUCUCUAAUAGGACGCGCUUAUCAUUUGAGACCAAGAGAAUAUCUGUCUUCAUUCAAACAGACAAGGCCCUCUACAAGCCAAAGCAAGAAGUGAAAUUUCGCAUUGUUACACUCUUCUCAGAUUUCAAGCCUUACAAAACCUCUCUGAACAUUCUCAUUAAGGACCCCAAGUCAAAUUUGAUCCAACAGUGGUUGGCACAGCAAAGUGUGCUUGGAGUUGUUUCCAAAACUUUUCAAUUAUCUUCCCAUCCAAUACUCGGUGACUGGUCCAUUCAAGUUCAAGUGAAUGACCAGCUAUAUUAUCAGUCAUUUCAGGUUUCAGAAUAUGUGUUACCAAAAUUUGAAGUGACUUUGCAGACACCAUUAUAUUGUUAUAUGAAUUCUAAGAAUUUAAAUGGUACUGUCACAGCAAAGUACACAUAUGGGAAGCCAGUGAAAGGAGAUGUAACGCUUACGUUUUUACCUUUGUCUUUUUGGGGAGUGAAGAAAAAUAUCACAAAAAAAUUUGAGAUAAAUGGAUCUGCAAACUUCUCUUUUAAUGAUGAAGAGAUGAAAAAUGUAAUGGACUUUUCAAAUGACCUUUCUGAAGACAUGGAAAUGUCUCUCCCUGGGCCGGUAGAAAUUUUCGCAACUGUGACAGAAUCACUUACAGGCAUCUCAAGAAAUGCAAGCUCCAAUGUGUUUUUCAAGCAACACGAGUACAUCAUUGAAUUUUUUGAUUAUCCUACUGUCUUGAAGCCAUCUCUCAACUUUACAGCCACUGUGAAAGUAACCCGUUUUGAUGGCAACCGCCUGACUGUUGAAGAGAGAAGAAAUAAUAUGGUCUUGACAGUGACCCAGAGAAACUAUACAGAGCACUGGAGCAAAUGGAACAUGGGAAACCAGAGAGGGGAAGCCAUCCAGAUCAUCAAUUAUACCAUCCCCGAGAAUGGAAUGGUCAAGGUUGAGUUCCCAGUCCUGGAUGAUUCCAGCCAGCUGCAGUUGAAGGCCUAUUUUCUUGAAAGCACAAGUAACAUGGCCGUUCAUAGUAUGUUUACUUCUCCCACUAAGACGUACCUCCAGCUAACAACAAGAGAUGAAAACAUCAAGGUGGGAUCACCUUUUGAGUUGGUGGUUACCGGCAACGGGUGGUUGAAGGAGUUAAGCUACAUGGUAGUAUCCAAGAGACAGUUGGUAGCUGUAGGCAAACAAAAUUCGACAACCUUCUCUUUGACACCAGAAAAUUCUUGGGCUCCCAAAGCCUGUAUAAUUGUGUAUUAUGUUGAAGACAAUGGGGAAAUUAUAAAUGCUGUUCUACAAAUUACUGUUCAGCUUGUUUUUAAAAACAAGAUAAAGCUAUUUUGGAGUAACGCUAAUGCCAGACCAGCUGAGAAAGUCUCUCUUAGGAUCUCUGUGACACAGCCUGGCUCGAUAGUUGGGAUUGUAGCUGUUGACAAAAGUGUGAAUCUGAUGAAUGCUUCAAAUGAUAUUACAAUGGAAAAUGUGGUCCAAGACUUGGAACUUUAUAACACAGGCUAUUAUUUAGGCAUGUUUAUGAAUUCCUUUGCAGUCUUUCAGGAAUGUGGCCUCUGGGUAUUGACAGAUGCGAAUCUUAUAGAGGAUUAUACUGACAUUGCUUUUGACAGCAUGUUAUAUGCUGAGAAUUUUGUGGAGGAGAGCAAUGCGGUAGACCUUGAUGACUUUUCUUCCAUCAGCAUUCCACGUGUCCGAAAGCAUUUUCCAGAGACUUGGAUUUGGCUAGACACCAACAUGGGGUACACAUUCAUAAAGUUCCUUGCUCUCCAAGCCUUUCAGCCAUUUUUCAUUUUUUUGAAUCUUCCCUAUUCUAUUAUCAGAGGUGAAGAAUUUGUUUUGGAAGUAACCAUAUUCAAUUAUCUGAAAGAUGCCACCGAGGUUAAGGUAAACAUUGAGGAAAGUGACAAAUUCGAUAUUCUAAUGACUUCGAAUGAAGUGAAUGCCUCGGGGCAUCAGCAGACCAUUGGGGUUCCCAGUGAGGAUGGGGCCACCGUUCUGUUCCCCAUCAAGCCUAGGCACCUGGGAGAGAUCCCCAUCACAGUCACAGCCGUUUCACCCACAGCUUCUGAUGCGCUCACCCAGAAGAUUUUAGUCAAGGCUGAAGGAAUAGAAAAAUCAUAUUCACAAUCCGUCUUAUUAGACUUAACUGACAACAAGCUGCAAAGUACCAUGAAAACUUUGAGCUUCUCAUUUCCUCCGGAUACAGUGUCUGGCAGCGAGAGAGUUCAGAUCACCGCAAUCGGAGAUGUCCUUGGCUUUUCCAUCCACGGCUUAGCCUCACUGAUCCGGAUGCCUUACGGCUGUGGGGAACAGAACAUGAUCAAUUUUGCUCCAAAUAUUUACAUUUUGGAUUAUCUUACUAAAAAGAGACAACUGACAGAUACUUUAAAAGAAAAAGCCCUUUCAUUUAUGAGGCAAGGUUACCAGAGAGAACUUCUCUAUCAGAGGGAAGACGGCUCCUUCAGUGCUUUUGGGGACGAUGACCCUUCUGGGAAUUCUAUCAACUUCUUGGAGGCUGAAUUCAGUAGAGGAAUUUCAGACAAUUAUACCCUAGCUCUUAUAACGUAUGCACUGUCAUCCGUGGGGAGUCCUAAAGCGCAGGAAGCCUUGAAUGUGCUGACUCAGAGAGCAGAACACGAAGAAGGCACACGAUUCUGGGUGUCGUCAGCGUCCAAACUUUCUGACUCUUGGCAGCCACGUUCCCUGGACAUCGAAGUUGCCGCCUACACGCUGCUCUCCCACUUCCGGCAAUUUCAGCUUUCCGAGGGAAUCCCGAUUAUGAAGUGGCUCAGCAGCCAGAGAAAUAGCUUGGGAGGUUUUGCAUCUACUCAGGACACCAUUGUGGCCUUGAAAGCCCUGUCUGAAUUUGCAGCCCUAAUGAAUACAGAGAGGACAGAUAUCCAAGUGACUGUGAUGGGGCCAAGCUCACCAAGUCCUGUAAAGUUUCUGAUUGACGCACACAACCGCUUUCUCCUUCAGACAGCAGAGCUUGCUGUGCUGCAGCCAAUGGACAUUAAUAUUUCUGCCAGUGGUUUUGGAUUCGCUAUUUGUCAGCUGAAUGUCGUUUAUAAUGUGAAAGAUUCUGGGUCUUCUAGAAGGCGAAGAUCUAUCUCCAAUCAAGAAGCCUUUGAUUUGGAUGUUACUGUAAAAGAUAAUAAAGAUGAUGCCAAUCAUGUGAACUUGAACGUGUGCACAAGGUUCCGAGGCCCCGACAGGAGCGGCAUGGCGCUCAUGGAGGUUAACCUGCUCAGUGGCUUCACUGUGCCUUCAGAUGCCAUUCCUCUAAGCCAGACAGUGAAGAAAGUGGAGCACGACCAUGGCAAACUCAACGUCUACUUAGAUUCUGUAAAUGAAACCCAGUUUUGUGUUGAUAUUCCUGCUGUGAGAAGCUUUAAAGUUUCGAAUACCCAAGAUGCUUCGGUAUCCAUAGUGGACUACUACGAGCCAAGGAGACACGCGGUGAGAAGCUACAACGCCCAGGCCAAGCUGUCCUCCUGUGACCUCUGCAGAGACGUCCAGGGCUGCAGUCCCUGCGCGGACGGGGCCUCGGAGGGCUCCUCCGUCCUUUUCACCCUCUGUCUGGCGCUUCUGUUCUCUGUGCAGCACUGGCCCUGAUUUGUUUUCCAAGGACUCCACGGAGCGCCAGCAUUUCCCGAAGUCACCUGCGAUUGUUUUGUCUUCAUGAUCAAAUACUGCUCCUGACUGUUUUGAAAAAGCAAUUUUUGCUCUUUCUGUGGGCUUGGGGGCCGUGGUGUAAAGAAGGCCUGGCCGGGGUGGACAGCCGCGCACACGCCCUCCCCUCAGCUUGGUGUGGAAGGCGUGAGGAUGGUAACCCUAUUUCCCCCUCUCCACAUCUUUUAGGAUUUUUUUUUUUGAGGUAUUUGUUUUCUCCAGAAUAAAAGUGUUAUUUUAGAAUA
Molecule: messenger RNA, 4328 nt
Organism: Otolemur garnettii (small-eared galago)
Lineage: Eukaryota; Metazoa; Chordata; Mammalia; Primates; Galagidae
Gene: CD109
Product: CD109 molecule
Exons: 31
Coding region: 1-4026 (1341 amino acids)
Cellular component (GO): extracellular region
Molecular function (GO): endopeptidase inhibitor activity
Source: RefSeq, a predicted model, not a curated record